Athalia rosae (coleseed sawfly) is the source of this 5868-nucleotide messenger RNA. RefSeq lists its product as uncharacterized. NCBI's taxonomy places the organism in Eukaryota, Metazoa, Arthropoda, Insecta, Hymenoptera, Athaliidae. Bases 2845 to 3894 code for a protein of 349 amino acids. The record is from RefSeq and is a predicted model, not a curated record. The transcript is spliced from 5 exons.
CUCCCAGUUGAAUGAGAAACAUUGGAAAAGAGAAGAAAAAAAUUUCUCCACAUUUUGACAUUGGACAAGAUUUCAGUUGUAAUCGAUCGCGUCCAUCAUUCGCGGUUUUUAUUGGUCCGGAGGUUACCGAGUACCGAAAAUUUUUACAGACAUAAUCGAUCAACAAUCACAGAUAAAUCUGCGAAAGAAAAAAAGCGAUAUUCGGCGACAGGGAGGGUAACAGUGAUUUCAAUCGACUGUCGGUUUAAAUUUAACGAGAGAAGAUCAGUCGGUUAUUCAUUAUCGUCCAGUCGUCUGAGUGAAAGGUGUUAUAUUUACCAAGGUGUCGCCAACUAAUCUUGAAAAACCGCCAGCGAUAUUACACAGGUGACUAAAAAUAAAGUUAAAAAUUCUCGAGUUUAGAACUUUCAUAAAGAGUCAAACUAACUCAAUCAACCCGAUGAAAAUAUCUUCCAACCGGAAAGCACGGUGACUUUACGAAAGAACUUUCAACCGCUUUUCUGCGCAAAGUUUUUUUAAAAUGCUGAAGAAAAAAAAAUACCCAUGUGAACCCAGUCCGACCUCGACCUUCGCUACCUUCACCCACUGUUCCCGUACCCUCGGACCGUUCCUUUAUGCUAAUGCGCAAAAAAUUCACCGAUCUCGUAUUUCGCUCCGAGGCUUGAAAAUAAUGGAGAUAUCGGUACGUCGGUUUACGUCGUACACGUAACGUGGCCAGUCGUAAUUGAGUCAGCUGCGAGCUAAGAACUCAACUUGAUACUUUGAGGAGAAUGAUCUGCAUAUAUUCUGACACUGAAAUGCAUUAGCUGAUCUCAUCACAACCGGUGGUCUCGAACGACCUCGAUAGUACUUCGUACUUCAAAAUCGCCCGUCAACGACGAAGACGAGAAGUAAAAAGAUAGCGAUCACUGCGUACAUCGUCUGCUGAAAAGUGGGCCAAUGUGAAAUAAUGAUUUAACGUACUUGUGGUGAUGAGGAAAUCGUACGUUCGUUAGAAACGGACGUCUGCGAAGAACAAACGCAUCCGCAUCCAGCACCGCGAAUCUACCAACAUCCACAAGUUUGUACACGGAAUGGGAGGAGUCGCUGAGUUUAAGAAGUUGAUAUGAAUGCAGUGGGAUUUUCGCGAUUAAUCAAUCGACGACGUUUAGUGAACUUAUUUCGUGCUUGUCAAUUCGAACCUCAUAACGUACCCACUACAAGGAUUUUAAUUUUUUUAAUUUUUUAGUUUCUCAGCAGACGAGGUUCGCUCAACCAAAUUUAAAAAUCAGAUGCGGCUGAUGAGCGUAAGAAAAUUUUUGCUGAGGCAACGGAACAUUUUCCAUUCAAUGUGGUCUCAAUUCAUGAAACGAGCGAAGAAUAUCGAAAGUUAACCGUAAUUCUUGUUUACACGUACGUCGUUUAUUUGACGAGUCAAUAUACCUCCGAUGAAACGUGCUUCCUAAACAGUACCACAGUGUAACAACUUAAGCGUUCGAAAUGAUUAACCGAUGACAAAUAAGGGUAAUUACAAGUUCAGUGUAAAUAAACUAUCAACUCUAAUGAGCACACAAAUAUUCAGUGCAAAAGCUCACGUUAUCCGGCAUACUACACAUACAUUAUGUCAAUGGAAUAUGAUGUUUGUUUCGUAUUUCAAAUAUUCAACCGUCGCACAUCCCGUUCGUGCGACAAUUUUUUUCGAACAUCUGCAUCAGAAUGAAAACGAAAUUGACGACGGUAAUGGAAGCGAUAAUUUGUCAUCUGCAACGUCGCGUGGGAAUCGAAGGUGUACUCGACAGCCGUUGAUCACGAUUUUUUCGAUCACUCCGAAGAUACCCAGGUAAUUUCACCUCGUGUUGAAAGGGGUUUGCUAAACUUGGUCGUCGCGGUGCUCGAAAGUCGGCCAUUUCUAAUCGGAACUGUCAGUAUAAUAUCAUCAUUAAUUACUUCCGUGGUCUAAAACGUGGGGUAGUUCGUUCGCUGAGACUUUGAGGUCUGCAUGCUAAUGCGAGCGGCGUUCUCGUGUUCGUCGUUAGAUUAUCCGCCUAAUCCAUCCCCCCGCCCCCCCACCUCCCUCAAUGGUACACCAAAAGCUCUACAAUAGUUAAGUUACGGUGUACGCACACUCCCCGGGACCCCCUCCCCGUUGAGUCUGGCGUAUUUACACAAGAACUGUAAUUAACUUCAGGCCGGGGGUGAGAACACCCUUAUACACGGUCGGUCCACAGUGGACUUAGGAUUGCUUCGAGGAGGUGCCGGUAAAGAGGGUCCGGGACCACUUCUUUGAGGUUCCCAUAAAAUCUAUUAGACGUAAGGUGUUUUUUAUCCGAUGGUGUUUACCAUAAACAAUUCAGGCAUUCCGACGACAGUUUUUUUGCUAGCGAACGGCGCGAUCCGACCGAAAUGAAAGUUUCGAUUCUUUGGACGUAAAAAAUAUCGCAAGUUCGAAUUGCACCGAGAGGUAAAUUUCCGAGGUAAUCGCCGACCCGUCAAAGGUCAUCGUUAGCCACUGAAAUCGGUCAGCGUCACGGCAGACGUAUAUCGCGCGGUUACGCAAUGUUCGAUUAAAUAUAGAUUACAGAAUCAUGAGCAUUGAAAUUCGGGGAAAAUUCAGAAACUCAUCGUACGCGGAUACAGUGCUCGUAGCGCGCGUCGGUAUAGAUAUUCCAAAGGGGUGUUCUGAAAUCGAAUUAGGUCGUUGCAUUCCGUGCGGUAGUCAGGACGGCCGUAUCGUGAUCGUAACAGCGUAGAUAAUGGGGACGUUGAUGACCGCGUCAAGGUACUUUCACCUAUUUCCGUUCGUAGCGUGUAGAGUUUAGGAGGGGUUACGUAACAACCGAUAGAGAUCCAUGCCUCCCAGAAUCGAUGAUGGAGGAGAAGAGCGCAGGAGGAAUUCUAAAGACAGAAACGCUCGCUCUAGCCGAUGACAAAUAUGAAAACGAAGUGGACCCAGAUGAUGAUCAUUUGUUCGAUGACAUUCAUCGGCUUGACGCUAUCCAGGUCGCAGAAGAUCACACGACGACCCCGGAAACAGAAUCGGACACACGCCAAUUUGACAGGGAGAGAAAAGACCUGGACACGUUAAUUCGGCGGGCCGUUGCGGCGGAAAUAAAAAAAUGUUGCGAGAAAGAACACGCCGCCAUGAGCAGAACACAUUCGGACACAAGCACCGCCGUCAAACGUAAAAAGUUCAACAAACGAGCGGUGAAUUUUUGCGCAAAAUCACCGUUAAUGCUGACCGAUGUUCGUGAGAAACAGACGAAACCAAUUUCUCACGAAACUCCGAAGGAGAAUUUAUUUUCCACGCAUCCGAUCGAGUCAAAGAAGCGACUAGACACUUCGAACGAUAACGUCUGCCCGGGAAAAAGUUCUGGCAUCGAAUCGGGAGGGAUAAGUUCCGUAGAGAAUUUUGAAAACGUUGAUAACGGUAUUGGCAAGCGGGACGUUAACGAAGUCAAAGGUGACAGUACAGAUUGUCACGAAAACAAUAUUUCAACUCCGCAAACAACCGAUGCGAGGCCAAAAAAAAAGGAAGUGGAAUCCGAUAACGCAAAACUCGACGAGCGACCAGAUGCCCGAAAAAUGACCGACGCUAUCUGUUCGGAUGAGCAGCUCGACGCGCCGGAGUACGCGGAUGCGUCGACUCAAACCGAGCACAAGUACAUGAUUCGGGCAACCCGGAGUUGUCCAGGUCGAAGAAAACGUAUUCAACUGCUAUCGCCGCUACACGAGGCCUCCAAAGUCAGGAACAAUGGGAAAAGUAUCCCCAUGGAAAUUACCCAGCCCGCAUUUCUCUAUAGAAAAGCUUCGGACAAUCUUAUCUACGAAAAGGGCAAGGGAAGCCGCAGUCCUAGUUACGUACCAGCCCCGGAACGAUUUCGCUGGCGAUACGUCACGUGUAGAAAAAGCAACUGACGAACAACGCGGAGAAAAUUCGCUGACAACGUUCGAUGCUCCGUUGUACCACUUUUUACCAAGUGUAUUUGUUUCGUUCGACCCAAACGAUUCAUAUGAAGUAUAAUACGGCGUUUUCAUUAUAACGACCGAAUGGUUUUGCCUGUUCUCCUGGAUCUCGAAAUACCUCAAGUGCAGAUUUCACGAUUAUAGCGAGUUCGCAGACGCCCGGAGCGGAGUCGAUUUUCCGAGUAUUUUUCCAGGUUCUUCUUUUUUCUCAUCUUCGCCAAUGAAUGAACGCGGGUGAGAAAUGUUCUUUACCCAAUGCAGAGAGAUCCGAUGUUCAGAUAAAUGAAGUACCGUAAUCCCGAUCACCGCAAUUAAUUAAAACGGAGAUUAUUCCCCACUUAUUUUGAAGUUGAAUAGACUACGUGCAGCACGUUGAACAACGACGUAUUCCGAUAUCGGGAUGGCCUCGGCGUAACGCUGACUAUUAUUAUUCGUUCCAAGGGUGUAUGAUUUUGACUGAAGAACCCUUCGGAGUUUUCCCGCGGAUUGACGGACGUUGAGUUUAAUUAAUGAGAGAAUUCGAUAGAGCUCGAAUCCCGAUGUAAAAGCGGCUGCGCUCGAAACGAUUUCUUUGUUCACCGGUCGAAUAAUUUUCCUUUUAAAUAUUAUUUUCGUCCUUCUCUCGUUUGUUUUUUCUUUGCUUUUUUCAGCGUCAUUGAAUAAUCAAACCCACACGAUUCCAUUUAUAUUCCAUGAACCACCGCGAUUCCGAUAUAUAUACAUAUAUACCUGUAUGGGUCCGCGUACAAUGGGCGCAAUUUUCGGAGUCACCUGGUACGCUGGUGGAUUUUUUUCUCCACGAAAACAAAUUUUCAUUCCAGCUCAAACGAAAUACCAGUUUUCAGCAUUUUCAAAUUUUACUGACGCGUGUAACCCACGAACUCGAAGACGUUGAAAUAUCUAUCCAGCUGGUUUAUACUGAUUCUGAGCCAAGAAGCUAACUCAAAAAAAAAAAACCUAGAAAAAAAAAGAAUCGAGGGAAGCCGAAGUAAAUGCGUCGGCGAGGGAUCCUUGUGCCGAAAAAGUUUGCGAUCGGAAAAUUGAAGGGAGACUCCGAUAUACCUUUGGUAAUGGAAUCGAACAAUUCGCGAAUCGGAAGGUAGAUAGCCUGCCCUAAUUUACCCAUCGGUGUCCCCCGUAUUGGCUAUUCCGAUCCUAAGGUGAAUUGGUCAAUUCUAUUAUUCCUUAGCGCGCCACGGUCGCCAAGCAUUGGAAAUCCCUUAUCUUAUCCUCGAGGAAUUUCUUUCAAGGUGGAAAAAUCGAUGCCUACGCGUUGCAUUGUUGCUCGUAAUUGAAAGGACGAACACUAUAUCUCUCUGAUCGUUCCCGAGGCUAUACGCGAGCGUUAUUUUUCCCUAAUUAGGCGUGGCGGAAUAUAAAAAGAAUAACAGUGCGGACGGACGGGGAAAAGGAAACUCGGCUUCGGAAAAAAAAAAACGACCUGACCAUUGUGGCUGAAAUUCAUUUGAUCUGAUCCUGACUUUUUUAAUUAUUCAUUAUUUUUUUUUUUUGUUCCUUACUUUUAUACUUUCUCUUUGUGUCCAUUCUCCGAAUAAUUCUCGAUUGUAUAUUUUUUUCAUGUAGAAAAAAUCUUUUACAAAUCAAACGUGGGAAUUUGAAGGAAAUUAGACACGUAGAAAAUGCGGUUUCUCAUUAAUUCUGCUACAAUGGAAUUCGACUGUGAAAUCAACGGUGACAAAAAAAGGUAAACGGAUAUUUCAGCUUUACUACAUUAUAAACUAAUUUCGGAAAUAGUUCAUACAUGGCACAAUUCACCACAUUUCUCCUAGGGAAUUAAUGCGUGGAAAUAUAGAGACGGACCGUGAUAUACACCAAACCGUAGAACUACAAGUUACAAGAACAACAAACUACCCUAUAAUCUAUUGUAAUAUUUGCAAACUAUUCUGCGGUAGUUGGAAGCUUGCU